GAAGAUGGCGCUAUGAUUGUCAAGAAAACGAUUACUCCAUCAUACUAUCUAACAUUCGAUUUAUUUCGUGAUAUAUUUUAUUUUAAAAACUAAUUGUUCGAGUUAUAAUUUAUCAAUAAUAAUGUAACAGUGAUAUACGUACAGAAUCAAAAUGGUUUAAUAUGAAUUUAAGAACAAGGCAUAUAUGAGAAAUACAUAUACGCUCCGAUAUGAACAUGAAUUCAUAUGUCAAAGCAUUUAAUGUGUAAAUAUUCAAUACAUAAAAAAAUGAGCUUCAAACUCGAUGAUUUGCAAGUGACAGACGCAGCCGCUAUUAAAGAGAAAUUUCUCACAACCGGUUGUUCAGAAUUGGACGUGAUAUUAAAGGGCGGUAUACCUUGUCGGGGUAUCACGCAGAUUUACGGUGCUGCUGGCACUGGAAAAACACAGUUGGCUUUGCAGUUGUGUCUCUCUGUUCAACUGCCAGUAACCGCGAACGGUCUUGCAGCUGGUGCAAUAUACAUUUGUACAGAAACUAGUUUUCCAUCAGAAAGGUUGCAACAAUUACUACAGAAUUCAGAAAUAGCUAAAACUCAUUCUGUGAAUGGAGAUGUAAUAUUCGUGAACCAUGUAGCCACCACUGACGAAUUAGAACUAUGUCUGCAACGUCAAGUCCCAGCGCUGAUGAAUAUUCAUAAAAUAGGAUUAUUAGUCAUUGAUUCAAUAGCAGCCCCUUACAGAGUAGAAGAUUGGAAAGAUCAGCUACAAGGCAGAAGUAAAAGGAAUGUUGGAAGACAAUUACACCAACUUUGUAAAAAUAAUGACUUGUGUGUAAUCUGCAUUAAUCAGGUUUCUGCAGUUAUAGAUAAUCAUAGUAUUAUAUCUGAAAAUGCAAUUGAACAACCAGCUUUAGGAUUUACUUGGUCAAGUAUGAUCACUUCUUCUAUACAUUUUUACAGAAGAAAUUCUAAACGAUAUGCUUGCAUAAUGCUAGCUUCGCACUUACCAAGAAUUACUUUUCAAUUCAUGGUGACCAAAUCUGGAGUCAAAGUGGCUCAAUAAAUCUGUGUAUCAUAUAUAACAAAAAUUCUUAAUUUUAUUCCAUAUAUUUACUUAUAUCGUGAAAUAUAUUUUCAUUUAAUAUGUUUAUUACAUUUGUUACUUUAUAAUCAGACAAUAUGGAAGCAUUAAAUGGAUCUAUUGUUCUUACAUCUAUAUUUUCAAUAUUAUCACAGUUUAAUAUUAACCUGAAAAGUACAGGACAUUAGUAAAAUAAUUAUGUAAUUCAAAUAACAAAUUUCUAUAGAAAUUUUACCUGAAAGAAUGAAGAUAGGUUCUAUGAGGCUGUAUAUCUUUGCCAUUACUAUACGUAUAAUCUCCUAUAAUUGUAUGACCGAUAUAAUGACAAUGUACUCUCAACUGAUGCCGUCUACCUGUGCCAGGUGCUAGCAAUAUUUUAGUAGCAGGUUUGUUUUUCCAAAAUCCAUAUUCCAAUACUACUAGUACAGUGUAAGAGUUACGUGGCUUUUCACAAAAGAUACUCUCGCUUGUACACAUUUAUGAUUGCCAUUCUUUUCACGUACAUCAUUACCUAGUUAAAGAAAAGAUAAAAUCAAAUCCUUUGCCUAUUUUUAUCUUGUUCCAAUAUUAUAUUGCAUUCUAUUAUUUUAGUUGCUUACCAAUAGGCUUGUCAAUUAUGAUGUAAGGUUUGUGUAUAUGACCGUGUACCAAUGCCAAAUAAAACUUUUGUACUUUUUGAUUCUCGAAAGCAAA
Molecule: messenger RNA, 1752 nt
Organism: Nylanderia fulva
Lineage: Eukaryota; Metazoa; Arthropoda; Insecta; Hymenoptera; Formicidae
Product: DNA repair protein XRCC3
Biological process (GO): telomere maintenance via recombination; resolution of mitotic recombination intermediates; double-strand break repair via synthesis-dependent strand annealing
Cellular component (GO): replication fork; Rad51C-XRCC3 complex
Molecular function (GO): ATP-dependent DNA damage sensor activity; ATP binding; four-way junction DNA binding
Source: RefSeq, a predicted model, not a curated record